Molecule: messenger RNA, 1005 nt
Organism: Penicillium canescens
Lineage: Eukaryota; Fungi; Ascomycota; Eurotiomycetes; Eurotiales; Aspergillaceae
Product: shikimate dehydrogenase family protein
Exons: 2
Coding region: 1-1005 (334 amino acids)
Biological process (GO): shikimate metabolic process; chorismate biosynthetic process
Molecular function (GO): shikimate 3-dehydrogenase (NADP+) activity
Source: RefSeq, a predicted model, not a curated record
AUGUCCGUCACAGAGAUCAAUCAAACACCAGAGGAGCCCAUCUCCAUCCCCUCCAACCUCGAUGGCGUCGCCUACCUCUACGGCCACCCCCUCCUCAACUCCCUCUCCCCCCUCUCCACCAGACCCGUAACCGGCACAUCGGAGACCUACCCACCACCAUACACAAAGUCCCCCCCAAUUGAGAAAUACCUAGCCUCAAUCAAAUCCAACCCUAAAUUCGUCGGCUCAUCCGUGACAAUGCCCCACAAGGUCGCAAUCAUGCCUCACCUCGACGACCUGACCGAGCACGCCCGCCAAGCAGGCGCCUGCAACACCAUCUUCCUGCGGAAUGACCCAGCAACCGGCCAACGCCAGUACGUCGGCACAAACACCGACUGCGACGGCAUCCGCGAAGCCCUAACCCAAAACGCCCCGGACGCCUCCCGCUUCCGCGGCCGGCCGGCCCUCAUCAUCGGCGGCGGUGGCACUGCCCGAACGGCUAUCUACGUUAUGCGCCGCUGGCUCGGCUCCAGCGCAAUCUAUGUCGUCAACCGUGAUGCCGACGAAGUCGCCGCCAUCCUCGCAGAGGACCGCGCCCGCAACCCGGAUCCGACUGCCCAGGCGCCGCUUAUCCCUGUCACGGAUGCUGCUGAGGCUGCACGUCUUGAGGCACCUGCUGCUAUCGUCUCUGGUAUUCCUAACUACCCUCCCAAGACUGCCGAGGAGUUGAACACCCGGGCGGUCAUCCAGGCUUUCUUGGGCACUGCUGUCAACGCGGAGAAGCAGCAGGGUGUUAUUUUGGAGAUGUGCUACCACCCCAACCCCUGGACUGAGAUCGCUCAGUUGGCUUCGAUUGGUGGAUGGAAGGUUAUUCUUGGCUCUGAAGCUUUGAUCUGGCAGGGUCUUGAGCAGGCGCGUUUGUGGACUGGCAAGGACGUUAUAGGGACUCCUGGCCUUGUGCAGCAGGUGAAGGAUCUCAUUAACAAGUCUAUUGCUGAACGGUCGACGAACAAGUCUAGUCUGUGA